UUCAAUUCUUGGAAUAACGAGUAUUUAUGGAAUUUCCCCGAAUAACUACACCUAUUUUUUUGCUUGUCAGCGAUAAAACUAAGCAUUUCAACGUUGGCUUUCCGGGCCUGUGAGAGUAUACUGAUCAAUAGCGCUUAAAAAGUACGCCUUCGAGUCAAAAUGGAGAGAAAUAGAGUUCUCAUUACUGGUCUGCCGAAAGGGAGCAAAAUCUCUCGCAAAGACCUAAUCAUGUAUUUCCAAAGCAACAAGAAGUCUGGAGGUGGAGAGGUGAUAGAUACUAAAUAUCUGGAUCAAGGAGAAGCUAUUUUCACUUUUCAGAAUGAAGUUGUUGCAAAUAACGUUCUAGCAAAGGAACAUGUUAUCAACGGCCAUGCUAUACACAUCACAGUCCCAACAAGAAAUCAAAGGACAGAAACCCAACCAUGGUCAACAGGAGACAUAGACGAUGAUCCCGCGAGUGACGAAAACAGCGCCAGCAGCAGUGAUGAAAAGGAAACAGGCGAUCCUGAAGAACUUUGUACWGUACGAGUUAGUAAUCUGUCACACCGAACCACAAAAGAUUCGAUUCAAAACUAUUUUGAAAACAAGAACAAAUCAAAAGGGGGAGAUGUGAGAAAGGUGGAACUACAGAAUACUCUUAACGUGGCAAUUGUAGUGUUUCGUUAUCACAAAGAUGCCAAGCGAGUGRCAGAAUAUGAAAAACACAAGUUAGACAAUGCCCGCUUAAGCGUGGCUUUGGUAAUCCCUAAAGAUGAUAAGGAGAAACUUCAUAAAGGAAAGAAAAAAUCAAUUAGUGAUACGCCCUCAGAUGAAGCGCUGCCCCUCGAGUUUGUAGUAAGUGGUAUGUCGAAGAUAACAACAGAAGAUGCGCUGAUAAAUUACCUCGAAAACACUCGACGUUCUGGGGGAGGUGAGGUAGAAGACCUAUCGUUUGAUGAAGUGGAACGCGUUGCUGAAGUAAAGUUUCGGAAAGUUAAAUGUUUAGAUCAGCUACUUGGUAAUCAACACCGACUUGAUGAUACCAACUUGCAAAUAGAAGUCAAGGAGCCAGAGAAAGAAAUACCACUGGAUCCCUUCAAGGUUCAUGUUAAAGGUUUAAGUCCUAUAACAACUAUAGAUGGUCUAGGGUUAUAUAUGGAAAAAAUGAGCAAUAAAGGAGUAAAGUACGUGCAGCUUGGAUCCUAUAGCAAUGCAAUUAUUUCGUUCAAAGAGCCCAUAGAUUUCGAACAAUUGGCAAAAAGGAUAGAAAAUGAUAUAAAGGGCCUGGACGGAUGUAAGCCCAUGCUGGAAAGCGUUCCAUACUGUUGCUGUAUCCAGGUGUCGGGUUUAGAUGUCAAAACAACGAAAGAUUCAUUAGAAUUGUAUUUUGAAAAUGAAAGAAAAGGAUGUGGAGUGGAGCCUCGUGAAGUAGACCUCCAAGGACAAGGAAGAGCACUUGUGUACUUUGAWGAUCCUUCAGUUAUUGAUAAAGCCUUGAGUAAAAGACACGUAUUGGAGGACGCAGAAUUACAAAUGGAGAUGUUUUACCCUUUCUUGAGUGAGGAAAAAGCAACAAAGAAAAGACAUAACAAGAAAAAGAAAACUGAAGAAAUCGAUAUAGACCCAGAUAUCAUGGCUUGUAUUUCAAGGUGCUAUUCAGAUGAACUGCAGGAUCUACUAGACGAGGCUGGAAUUGACUUGGAGUGGACAACCRAAAAAGAGUCUGCAGUAAUGACAGAAAAWGAAGAGACRACAAAUAAAGGUCAGCCUUGGGGAAAACGAAUUAAAUUUCUGCAGGAAUAUUUUGGCGAUUUCAAAUGCCAGCGAAUCAGUGUUGAGGCUAAAGUUUGGGAUGAAGUACUGGAAGCUAUCAAGAAAGAACUGACUUCUAAGGAUGAAUUUAKUGAUACUGAUWUCACAACCCAUGAAUCAGCAAAUGAGAUAAGAAUUACUGGAAAAAAAGACCGCCUGCAAAUGGCUGUAAGUGCAGUAGAAACAUUGGUUCGCGGGAUACAAGACGACAAAGCUCUACAAGAUUCCAUCGAAACWRMGGUGGAGAAAGAYUUAGRAUCAGGGAAACUGGCUCUUUUGAAGAUUUCUGAUCUUUUUCAAGACCUUCAAGCAUCUAACAAACAUGUUGACAUGGAAGUCAAAGAAAAUGAUGGAGAAGUCAUCAUAAAAGGGCCCAGAAAAUGUCUCCAGGAAAUAAGUAUUGAAUUGUACAAGUUCUUUUCAAAGGUCAAAGAAGAAGUUUUAGAAUUACCUGAAAGAAUUAUCGGAGUCCUCCAGACUCCCAAGGGAAGAGAMUAUGUUUGUAAAUCUCUUUCACAAAAUCAGAUACAAGCGGUACUUGUCCAUGGUCAAAGGAAAGGUAAAAAUGAAGCUUCAAUAUUUGCCRUAAACAAGGACCAGGCAAGACAAGCAAUGAAGCUCAUCGAGUCAUUUUCAACAGAAAGAAGUAUCCAUCUCAAAGACGAAAACAUUCCAGUUAUCCAAAGUCGAAAAUGGAAUGAACUCGUAGCGAGCUUCAAGGAAGCACAAACCGUGGUGAAUAUCUGGUUUGAAGAACAGUGUCAAACGCUAUGGAUAAGCGGAGUUGAGCAAGAUGCCCUAGAAUGCUUCACGGUUGUGGAAUGCUACAUCGAGAAAAAYACAAUUCUGGAGGACAACGUCGCGGUCAGCGAUGGUUGCUCAAGGUUCCUUUUCCAAAGAUUCGACAAUGAAAUCAAAGGUCUUCAUGCCGGAUUGCGUGAUGCCUUUGUUAAAAUAAAGCCAGGUGAUUGCGGUGAAAUAAGACUAACUGGUACACGUGAAGGCAUUGAAAAAAGUAAAGAAUUUGUGAUGUCUUUAGUCCAAAAAGUAUGUGACGAGGAAAUUAAAAUCGAUAAACCAGGCAUGAAAAAGUUCUUUAAGUCGAGCAAAGGUACUAAAGUUAUUAAAGCCAUAGAAGCUGAAAACAAGUGCACUGUUGAGUUAGUUGACCUGGAUCAGCUGGAGGAACAGGGAGCAAGCUCUUCGAAAGGAAUGGGGGGCUCCAAAAGAGUGGCGAAUGGAGAGGUAAUUUGCAGCUACACCACAAUGGAAAAGAAAAAGCUCGUUGUCUAUAAAGAUGAUCUUACAAAACAUCCAGUGGAUGUGAUCGUCAAUGCAGCCAACGAGAAUCUUCAGCAUGUUGGAGSGUUGGCACGGGAUAUUGUUAGRGUCGGUGGCCAAGGAAUACAAAGUGAAUGUAACAGAUACAWAAACACACAUGGUCCACUUAUCGAGGGCCAUGUGCUGGAAACAGGACCUGGACAGCUACCUUGUAAAARAAUUAUCCACGCUGUUGGCCCUCGCUGGGAUUCAUUCMSAGAUCAAGGAGAUAGCGGGUCAAGAAGAAAGAAGAAUAUCCUAAAGUUUGCCUUUGAGAAUUGUCUUGAAAGUGCAAAGAACUACCGCUCAAUAGCCAUCCCUGCAGUCAGUGCAGGCAUAUUUGGAUUUCCCCUUGAUCUUUGUGCAAGUAUUUUGGUGGAAACCGUCAUAACUUUCUUCCAGAAGAAUCCUCAUUGCAAUCUCUCUGAGGUCCAUUUUACAAAUAUUGAUGACAUGACCGUGCCGAUGUGCUGGUUAAUACAGCUGGAGAAGACUUGAACUUACAGAAUAAUGCCUGCGCACGUUCCUUUUGUAAGGCUGCAGGACCGAAUUUGCAGAGAUAUUGUAGCAAGAUAUCACCAGUGAAAGUGGGAGAAAUUGGUGUAACUAAACCAGGUAAUCUCCAAUGUCAGCACGUAUUCCAUGCUGUUUGUGGAGACUGGGACAGUGGAAAGGGCGAAAAGAUACUUCGGGGAAUUCUUCAGAAAUGUCUCAGCUUUGCAGAAAGAAGAGGRGCAAAUUCCAUUGCAAUUCCUGCAAUUGGAACUGGUGUAUUACAAUUUCCACGUAAAGUUGUGGCUCGGAUUUCCUUCGAAGAAGUUAUUUCAUUCAGUAAAAGUCGACCCAAUUCCCUAAAAGAAGUAAAGUUUGUUC
Actinia tenebrosa (Australian red waratah sea anemone) is the source of this 3984-nucleotide messenger RNA. RefSeq names its product protein mono-ADP-ribosyltransferase PARP14. Gene Ontology annotation, biological process: negative regulation of gene expression; protein poly-ADP-ribosylation. Gene Ontology annotation, molecular function: RNA binding; transcription corepressor activity; NAD+ poly-ADP-ribosyltransferase activity. NCBI's taxonomy places the organism in Eukaryota, Metazoa, Cnidaria, Anthozoa, Actiniaria, Actiniidae. Gene Ontology annotation, cellular component: nucleus; cytoplasm. The record is from RefSeq and is a predicted model, not a curated record.